This is a messenger RNA of Halichondria panicea, 1754 nucleotides long. RefSeq lists its product as uncharacterized. Bases 1121 to 1672 code for a protein of 183 amino acids. Gene Ontology annotation, molecular function: protein binding. The transcript has 6 exons. The record is from RefSeq and is a predicted model, not a curated record. NCBI's taxonomy places the organism in Eukaryota, Metazoa, Porifera, Demospongiae, Suberitida, Halichondriidae.
GUUAAAGAAUAUCUAUAUGAUUGUACUAGCCAGCUCCUGCAAUGCAAGUACAGGUAGUUAGUAUUAUUAUCAGCAUCCAGCUGUUUUCUCUUGCUGCAGCCACUCUGACAUCCACCCCCACUGUGUCCUGUCCUGAUGACACUGUCAUCUUUACCUGUACUCUGCCUGGUAUCUUCAUACGAUGGGAUGUCACUCCACCACAAGGGGCUCAAUUUAGCAUAUCUUUAAGUGCCAGCAACACUGAUAGUACACGAGGUAAUUCAGCAUUCCGUGGUGUUCUCACUGACUCCAUGCAGUGGAGGAAUAGUCACUGCCACUCUCACUGAGACCUCCACUGUAGAAGGUACUAUGGUGGAGUGUGUGGGAGAGAGCUCACGAGAGGGUCCUCUCACCAUCACUGUGGCUGAUUCACCCUCCUCUCCACUCAACACAAGAGUAUCCGCCACUCAAAAUCAACCCAGUUCUUCUAAUAUCACUCUGGACUGGGACUCCCCCUCCUCUACAGGUGGUGUGUCUGUCAGCUAUGUCCUCAUCAUCUCUCCAACAUCUUUCUCCGGGUCACCAGUAACUGUGGAGACCACCUCGGCACAGAUAACUAUCUUCUACAACACUCCCUACAAUAUGACCAUCAGAGCUGUGAACUGUGUUGGAAUGAGCCAAGAAGCUUCAAUUGAGGAUCUGAUUGUGUGCCCCACACCGUCUACUGCUACCGGUGUUACUAUCACCAACACACCUCCAGUCACUAUUGGUGGAUCCAUGCUCACCUUUGCUUGCAAUGAAGACAAUGAAGUGAUAACCUCAACCUGUGGCAGUAGUGGAUGGUCUCCUGACCCUGGGACCUUUGACUGCGGCAGUCCAGUUACAGGUAUAUCAUACAUGAGGAAUUAACUCUCCAAAGGGAAUGUUGAUCUCGUGCAGUAGAUCCCCCAGUGAGUUGUGGUUCUCCUGCUAUACCAUCCAGAGGUAGUGUGGACAUCAGUGGAAGGCUACCACCCUUCUCACUGGGUUCACAGGUCAUCUAUCGCUGUGACGAUGGACUGUUCCCCCCUGAUGUGAGGACCAGCACAUGCACUGAUGUGGGGGGUAGCGGAGAGUGGGUGGAGAAUCCUGGGAGCUUGUUAUGCAGGGAGAGGCCAGGUUAUUGGAUGCUCGUGUUGAGCUGAUUGAGAUACAAACAUGUACUCAUAGUCAUUUUCUGACCGUCCCUAUAGUCAACUGCACUCUUCCUACUGAGCCUUGCAAUGGUGCUAUAGUUGAGUAUGAGAGGUUGAACGAGACAGUGUUGGAAGGAACAGUGCUGACUUACCAGUGUGACAAUGGACUCUCACUGACUGGACCCAACACCAUUACUUGCACUAAUACUGGAGUCUGGAGCACUGAGCCUGAGGCAAUCAUGUGUGUAGUUUCUACUGUCGCUCCUUUGUUCUCCACUUCUGCAACUGUCGCUAUCAGUGUGGUCAUCACUUUCAUUGUCACUCUAGUCAUUGGAUUCCUCACUGGACUGCUAGUGAUGUAUCUUUUCUUUUGUAAGAAAGCAGUGUACUUCCCAGCAACUGAAGGACAAACUAACGCAGCGUCCACUGCACCAGCUGGUCCUGUUUAUGAGGAGGUGUCACCCAAAGAAGAGAUUGAACUCAACACAAACCAAGCGUAUGGACCAUUAGGACUGUGAAACUUGUUCACUCUUUAUGAAUAGCAUUCAACAAGUUACAUUGCAAUAAUUAUCAUUCUGUUGGUAUUUUGUUUGUUAUAGA